AGAUAGGGACCCAUAGUCCACAACAACAGCUGAUUUUCGGUGGCAAAACUUGUAACACUGCUAAUAUAAAUACAAACCUUUCCAAUACUGCAAACUUCACAACAAGUUCCACUUCAAAUACAAAAACUUAAUUCACUCUCCAAUCAAAACCACCAAAGUUAAUCGACUUUCAAAAUCAACAAAACAUGGGUAUUCGUUUGCCAUCAAUUAUUUCCAGUGUGAAGCAAUUUCACAAAUUGCAGUCUGUGGUUACUCGGAAUCAAAUAUCCGAUGUACCAAAAGGACAUUUUGCAGUUUACGUAGGAGAAACAGAGAUGAAACGAUAUGUGGUUCCUAUUUCAUACUUAAAUCACACUUCCUUCCAGGAAUUGCUUCAGAAAUCAGAGGAAGAAUUCGGGUUUCAACAUCCAAUGGGCGGUCUCACGAUACCCUGCAACGAAGAUGCGUUUUUUCAUGUCACUUCUCGAUUAAACACUUGUUUAUGAUAUGAAGCAGCAGCAUUAUAUAUUCUACAGACUAGAUUAGCUAGAGCUUACAAAAUUUUUAAUUUUCUCGUUGAUUUUUUUUUUCCUCUUGCCACACAAGAGAUGUAAACUUAAUUAUAUAUAGACAA
Solanum dulcamara is the source of this 613-nucleotide messenger RNA. RefSeq names its product auxin-responsive protein SAUR21-like. Gene Ontology annotation, biological process: response to auxin. The transcript has a single exon. The coding region runs from base 186 to 485 and encodes 99 amino acids. The record is from RefSeq and is a predicted model, not a curated record. Lineage: Eukaryota; Viridiplantae; Streptophyta; Magnoliopsida; Solanales; Solanaceae.